GACCCCAGAUUCCUUUGGGUAUUACGGAGAAAGACUUGAACGCAGAAAACUAGUUUAUCCAGAAAACGCAGAAAGACUUGAGCAAUGAUGACUCCGUCACAGUACAAGCUCACAACUUCUCCAACAAUCCCUUCCUAUUUACCAUUUUGCCACCCAUCUCGAUUUCUUAUUCUGCCUUGCCACAAGAAGCCGAAUCUCGUUUCGAGUUUCCGAGAAAAACCCAGAUUCGGGUGCUUUGCAUCAUCUUCUCCAAUGGCUACUCCGACACAGAGCAGCGAAACCAAACCUUUCUCUGUCCUUUUCGUCUGUCUGGGUAACAUUUGUCGGAGCCCAGCAGCUGAAGGCGUCUUCAGAGAUAUCGUCAAAAAGAGAGGCCUCGACUCCAAAUUCAUCAUUGAUUCCGCCGGAACCAUCGAUUAUCACGAGGGGAAUAUGGCAGAUCCAAGGAUGAGAAGUGCUGCGAAACGGCGUGGAGUUGAGAUAACAUCAUUAUCUAGACCAAUAAAGGCAUCUGAUUUCAAGGAGUUUGAUCUCAUUCUCGCCAUGGAUGAGCAGAACAAAGAGGACAUAUUGAAGGCUUACAAUGUGUGGAAAGCCAGAGGCAAUUUCCCACCUGAUGCUGCUGAUAAAAAGGUGAAGCUCAUGUGUUCGUAUUGCAAGAAACACAAUGACAAGGUAGUGCCGGACCCGUAUUAUGGUGGAGCUCAGGGUUUUGAGAAGGUAUUGGACUUGCUUGAAGAUGCAUGUGAGUCGUUGCUGGACAGUAUCACGGCGGAAAUUUGACAUUGCAAUGAGUCCACACACAAACUCUAUGUGUCUGAUUGAAACUGAUGUUAUUGCAUUUAUAAGACAUCUUCAGUGAUGUCAAACAGCAUUAGAAAUGGUGUGAAGCUCGAAUCUUGUUGAUGUUUUCUUUAAGAAUACCUUGUUAAGCUUACAGGUGAUAAUCACACUCAUUUUUCUAGCAUCUCAUA
Messenger RNA from Brassica rapa (field mustard), 974 nucleotides. Its product is annotated as putative low molecular weight protein-tyrosine-phosphatase slr0328. NCBI's taxonomy places the organism in Eukaryota, Viridiplantae, Streptophyta, Magnoliopsida, Brassicales, Brassicaceae. The record is from RefSeq and is a predicted model, not a curated record. Gene Ontology annotation, biological process: protein dephosphorylation. Gene Ontology annotation, molecular function: protein tyrosine phosphatase activity.